Penicillium lagena is the source of this 705-nucleotide messenger RNA. RefSeq lists its product as uncharacterized. Bases 1 to 705 code for a protein of 234 amino acids. Lineage: Eukaryota; Fungi; Ascomycota; Eurotiomycetes; Eurotiales; Aspergillaceae. The transcript has 4 exons. Gene Ontology annotation, biological process: mycotoxin biosynthetic process. The record is from RefSeq and is a predicted model, not a curated record.
AUGCCUUCCCCGUUAGAGGACGCAAUGGAUGUACCUCUUCUUUCCGACACCCUGGAAGCCCCAAAGGAGGGAGACGAAGAGGAGUGGACUGCUAGCUAUCCUACUAGUCCCCGGACACAAAGGACCAAAAGAUUAUUGCUCUUUCUGUUAUUCUUCCUGGUGCUGUUGGCCAACAAUGCUUUUUGGCUCUGGAAAGGAAGAUGGAAGACCCUACAAUGCGAAAAGGACUUGACACAGUCCUAUCCUCCAGUGCGGUUCAUCGACAAUCCGUUCUACCAGUUGACAGAAUACAGUGCUGAAGAUGAGGGUAAAGCACACGCAGACCAGCUGUGGAAGGACCUUUUCCCCUUGGGAAAUGGCGUUCUGUCUUUGGAAACUGACGAAGCACAUUCUCAUGGGCUGGCGGAGACGGCACCAGAUCCCAUUCGACCUGGUAACGGAGUAUACAUAAUGAGCGGAUACCAUAGCCUACACUGUCUGACCGUCCUCCGCGGCGCUCUAUUUCAUUUCCAUCUUGGUGAAAAUCAAACGGCACCGUGGAAUCACUUGGUUCAUUGUCUCGAUCAAAUGCGUCAAACGAUGCAAUGUAACAUCGACACAACUUUACUAGCUGCUAAGGACCCUGAUCACUUUAUCGAUGGACAAUCGCAUCGGUGCAAAGAUUUCAUGGCGUUGAGGGAAUGGAUGACCGACCACGCAGGGUAG